CGCCUCCCCGUGUCUCCCUCUUCCCUCACUCCGUUCCCUGCACCUCCCUCCAGCUCCACAGUCAGACGUCAGCGCCUGAGCAGAGAGAGUUGUGUGGCCGCGGUCGGUGUCACUGGUCCUUCCUGGAAAGCAGCAGACAAGGACACCUAGAGGACUUCCUGCACAUGAGGUCUCCAGUGCUAAUGAGGACGUGUAUGACCGUAUGCUGUGCAUGGCUUAAUGGUUAUGUGAUGUGUCGUACACACUGCAGGGGACCAAGUGGCCGGGAUUGGGAUCUGCUGCAGUCACUGAGCCCUGAUACUUUCUAAAACUAGACCGAAAAUAUCUAUGUUACACAGAGGACGAAGCUACUGAUCCCAACCAGAUUUCUCAGAAUGCCUGUUACAGACCAAGCGUUUGUGACCCUUGGCACAAAUGACAUAUAUUGCCAAGGCUCAUUAGUUCUGGGGAAGUCAUUAAGGAAUCACCAGACAUCCCGCAAAUUGGUUGUGAUUAUUACAUCACAAGUCACUAGUCGAAUGAGGGAAAUCCUCAGUAAAGUUUUUGAUGAAGUUGUUGAAGUGGACAUUCUGGACAGUGCAGAUUCGGUGCGGUUGUCUUUACUCAAGCGUCCAGAACUUGGAGUAACAUUUACCAAACUUCAGUGCUGGACCCUGACGCAGUAUUCUAAGUGUGUCUACAUGGAUGCAGACACCAUUGCUCUUCGGAACAUUGAUGAACUAUUUGAUCGGGAUGAACUUUCAGCUUCUCCUGAUUCCGGUUGGCCAGACUGUUUUAACAGUGGCGUGUUUGUCUUCAGACCAUCCCUUGAGACAUUUAACUGUCUUCUCCAGUAUGCAGAAGAUCAUGGAAGCUUUGAUGGAGGUGACCAAGGCCUCUUGAAUAGUUUCUUCAGUAACUGGGCGACAGCAGACAUCAGCAAGCACUUGCCCUUCAUCUAUAACUUAAGCAUAAGUUCUGUUUACACAUAUAGGCCUGCCUUUAAGCAGUUUGGAUCAGAGGCAAAGGUUGUUCAUUUUAUUGGUACACCUAAACCUUGGAACUGUAAAUAUAACCCACAAACCAGGACAAUUGUAGAAGAGGAAUCAUUAAGUGGCCAUCAACAUCUUUCAUUUAUCAAUCUCUGGUGGAAAAUUUACAUUUCAGACAUUCUACCUUUAUUAACAGAGCAGGAGGAGCCUGGCGGUACAGAUGAAAGGCAGCAUCAAUUUGGAAGGAUUGAACUCCAGAUAAAAAAUGAGAAUCCCACCUCAGACUGCUCCCAGGAAGCUCAUGUAGAAAGUCCUGAUAACACUCUACCCGAUAGUAGUUCUAAGCAACGUACACUUGAUGACAAUCUACAAGGUCAAGACCUCCUAUUCCCCAACCAACUCAACCCUCAGCCUGUAACUCAAGACUCCGAACAUAUGAGCCAUCUCGCCCAAUCUGCUUCUGAGUUGUCUAUCCAUGAGGCUGAAGAAGCAUUGAGAACUGAGGACGAACGCAGAAAGUGGGAAGAAGGACAUAUUGAUUACAUGGGAAAAUAUUGCUUUGAUAACAUCCAAAAGAAGCUAGAUCGGUUUUUACAGUGAUUUGUUUUCCAUUAGAUCUGCGUGGGUGCUGUGCAGCAUAACUUUUUUUCUUUAUUUAUUGUGCUGUGGCAAUAUUUUGUUUUGAUUUUUGAGAUUUUUUCCAAUUAAAUUGGAAUAAAAAUGUAAAUUGUCA
Molecule: messenger RNA, 1704 nt
Organism: Pseudophryne corroboree (corroboree frog)
Lineage: Eukaryota; Metazoa; Chordata; Amphibia; Anura; Myobatrachidae
Product: glycogenin-2-like
Exons: 10
Coding region: 375-1571 (398 amino acids)
Cellular component (GO): cytoplasm
Molecular function (GO): glycosyltransferase activity
Source: RefSeq, a predicted model, not a curated record